UUCAUAUCAUGUCCCGCAACGACGAGGACGAUGUUGAUAUGGACGCUCGACCAAACCGCAACAACGAUCGAUCACACGACCCACCGCGUCAAGCCCCAUACCCUAGUUACGGCUUCAUCCCUACCACGAUGGGGGACCAAGCCAGGAGAGGGGCAGACGACGAGACCGAGGUAGAACGAGCGAUAUCGGUCGAGAAAGGCAAGGGGAGGGUGGACAGUAACGCCCUCACUUGGUACUUGCCAGAUCGGCUGCGAGGACAGUCACUUCAGUCUGUCAUCGAACGCCUGCAGAAGAACGCCCAUCUCUUUUGGCGCAACGAGGCGAAUGCAAACAUGGUCCUAGUGAUCCCCUCCCCUGGCUCGGGCAAACGACAACCAUCGCAACCCAUCCCUCGGGCGUCAAACAACCGUCGCCCCAGCCCGCCGCGAGAGCCCUACCGUCAAUUCCCCCCCGACCCGCGCAUGUCCCCCUACUGGGGCCCACCAGCACCGUACGGAUACCCAUACUGGCCUCCUCAGCCGAUGUACCCCUAUGGCCCCCCUAUGCGGGAAUACGACUACCCCCCACGAGAACACCACCGGCCUCCAAUGCACCGAAGAGACCGCCGGUCGCCCUCUCCAGACUCGGCACGAUACUCCCCGUCGGAGCCGACCUUCCCCCAAAAAAAGGAGCUGCGCAGGAAACGCCCAUCGCAGGAAGACUCGCCCGAGCCUGCACCCGCUUCCCCCGAAAGAGAAAGAGACAGAGAGAGGAGCGACAGUGUUCCCCCUGCGUUCCCCUCACUUUCUUCCGGCGGGUCGCCCACCAAGUCCCGGGAAUCCCCCUACGCGCUCAAGCCCGACUUCACGCCCUACCCGCCCUCCCCCUACCCAGGCGACUACUGGGCGCCGUACCCUCCCCCCGGUCCCUCCGGCUCUCGCCGCCCCAGUACACCCUCCGACCGCCCGCGCCGAGCCGACGACGACAAAGUGGAAGACGAGUCUAUCACCUACCACGUGCACAAAGAGUACCUCCUCACCCAAUGCGCGCUUAUCCGAUACCUCUACAGCUCGCUAGACAAAACCGGUCCUCCGACAAAAGACCUCCCCAACCCUACCGCGGCCUACCGUUUCCUGCCCCGCCCUGCGGACCCGUUCCAGCUCUCCCUGUCCAACGCGGCAAACCCCAGGAUACACAUCGACCUCCCCGACCCGGACUCAUUUCCCCAAAUCCUGGAAUGGAUGUACUUUGGCCCUGCAGCGCUGCCCCAUCUGGAGGAGGCGAUGCGCGAGGGCCGAGUGACCUGGGGCGGGCUGGUGAGGAACGCGGAAUGGCUGGGGAUUAACGAGGAGUUCAAGAAUUGGUUGGGCAGACACUGGAAGUUGAGCAUGGAAGAAGGGAAAUUGGAGAGAGAUAUCGGGAAUAAGGUCAUUCCUGCUGCUGCCGCUGCCGCAGCGGGGGCGGGGGCGCCGUCAGGGAUGAGCACGCGGUCGGCGUCGGCGAGGGCGAGGGCGAAGAGGGAGGAGUAGGAUGCUUGCGUGCUCUUGGUUGCUCUAUUAUUGCUGCCCCUGGGUCCGUUCUUUUGGCAGCGGGAUGCGACCCUAUCGACCCUACCCUACCCAACUCAGGUAUAUCACCACCCCUAGCGCAACCCUCCCGAUCGAAGCAUCCAACCACCAGCGCAACCCCCUACCAACCAAAAAUGCCACGAACCAAAACUCCGCACUUUUUCGCUUCCGC
Molecule: messenger RNA, 1719 nt
Organism: Dacryopinax primogenitus
Lineage: Eukaryota; Fungi; Basidiomycota; Dacrymycetes; Dacrymycetales; Dacrymycetaceae
Exons: 2
Coding region: 9-1508 (499 amino acids)
Source: RefSeq, a predicted model, not a curated record